GCGUUGUUAUCGUCAUUUUAUCCUCUAUAAAUUUUAGUGUAUCGUAUCCGUCUCGAGUAUAAUAUUUCGCGUCGAUUCGUAAAAUUACGAAAUAUUACUGAUAGUUUACAUCAUAUGAUAUAUGCAUGCGUUCGAUCUCAAAACUUAUCCCAAGUCAACCAAUAUGAUAGACAUAAAAAACUAGAUCCCUUCAUUCAUUGGUCGAUCGUUUGGUAGGCGUCUCGAUAACUGGUCGUGCAAUCGCGGUUCACAGGUCAACCACUAGAUCGGCCGAUAUAUUUUCUCUCUGCACAGAUAGUUCCUGUAGCAUUCUCGUGCAAUCGGUGCUCGUUGAAGAGAAAAGUAACGAAAGGGAAGAGAGUUGAACGUCUAACGUAUUUUUAACUUCUGUUUCGAUUUUUUUUCAAAGUGACGAUUUAAUGGUAGCACUAUCCACGUGGUGCUCCAAGGCUGCGGCCUUCAGGGCCGUGAUAUUGGGUGCCCCCGCAUCUGGCAAGGGCACUAUGUCAGCUCGAAUUGUUGAACACUUUAAGGUGGCUCACAUAUCUAGCGGCGACAAAUUACGACUUCAUAUGACAAAUAAAACCGAAUUGGGUAAAGUGGUCUCGAGUUACGUGCUGUCUGGUAAAUUCGUUCCCGACGAUGUAAUGAUCUCGAUGAUAAAAAAAGAAAUCGAGUUAGUAGGAGACAAAAAUUGGUUACUGGAUGGAUUUCCGAGAACGUUACUGCAAGCGGAAAAACUACAAAAAACUUCUCCGGUGAAUCUUGUCCUCUACCUUGACGUGCCUGUUUCGGUGAUUUUAAAUCGCGUGGAAAACAGGUGGGUUCAUUUGCCCAGUGGAAGGGUUUACAACAUCGGGUUCAACAGUCCGAAAGUGCCGGGUAAGGAUGAUGUAACUGGUGAGCCUCUAUGUAAAAGAGAUGAUGACAAGGUGGACAUUGUAAAGGAGAGAUUAGCAAGAUACUCGAAGGAAAAUACACCUAUUUUAAAGUUCUAUGAAGAUAUUGGGAUAUUAAAAAGUUUCCAAGGUAACACUACUGAUGAGAUGUGGCCGCAUGUUAAAAAUGCCAUCACAGAAUUCAUGUCCUAAUUAUAAGUACU
Messenger RNA from Colletes gigas, 1102 nucleotides. RefSeq names its product GTP:AMP phosphotransferase AK3, mitochondrial (gene Ak3). Lineage: Eukaryota; Metazoa; Arthropoda; Insecta; Hymenoptera; Colletidae. The coding region runs from base 420 to 1091 and encodes 223 amino acids. Gene Ontology annotation, biological process: nucleobase-containing compound metabolic process. The record is from RefSeq and is a predicted model, not a curated record. Gene Ontology annotation, molecular function: AMP kinase activity; ATP binding. The transcript is spliced from 4 exons. Gene Ontology annotation, cellular component: mitochondrion; cytoplasm.